Messenger RNA from Peromyscus eremicus (cactus mouse), 4287 nucleotides. It is a transcript of the gene Kcnt2, whose product is annotated as potassium sodium-activated channel subfamily T member 2. The transcript has 29 exons. Gene Ontology annotation, molecular function: intracellular sodium-activated potassium channel activity. Gene Ontology annotation, biological process: potassium ion transport. The record is from RefSeq and is a predicted model, not a curated record. NCBI's taxonomy places the organism in Eukaryota, Metazoa, Chordata, Mammalia, Rodentia, Cricetidae. Gene Ontology annotation, cellular component: membrane. The coding region runs from base 601 to 3864 and encodes 1087 amino acids.
UCCCUUCCUUGUUGCUGUCCACCUUCUUUCCUUUCUACACCUUUCUCUUUCUCCUCUCCUUCCUUCUCCCCCUCUUUGGCUCACACUGCCUCUGAAAUCCUGGCUUACAGUGACCUUCCUUGUUUCUGUCUCUUCCGUGCUUGAGAUUGUAGGGAAUAUCACUUGCUGAUGAUAAUUCGUGGUCAUUUCUCCAGAACUCUACAUUUUCUCCCUUUGUUCUUAGUCCCCGUGCCUGACUGGCUACCUCCACCCAGUCCUCACUUAUACGCACAAGUGGAGACUGAACGUGUGAUCAAGACUAUACUUUGUUUCAAAAAUCAUUUAAAACGUAUAUAAAUUUACCUUUGGACUGUAUGUAUAAGUGGUAUAGGCAACCCCAAUGAUCUUUGUUUAAAAUCAAAUUCUAACGUCAAGAUAGCUCAUUAUUUAUGAAAAUUUCACAAAAAAAAAUCAAGAGUCUGAAAUAAAAAAGAUUCUAAAAUUUUCAGAAGGUUAUUUGGGAGUUUCUGUUUCUCAGCAUUGAUGCCAGAUGGCAGUGUCCACAGAUUGUCAGCCUUGCAUGCUGAUAGUUGUCAACUUUGGAUGCUAACAGGGUUUUAGAUGGUCCAAGUUGAAUUCUACAUGAAUGAAAACACAUUUAAGGAGAGAUUAAAAUUGUUUUUCAUAAAAAACCAGAGAUCAAGUCUAAGAAUCCGCUUGUUCAACUUUUCCCUCAAAUUGUUAAGCUGCUUAUUAUACAUUAUCCGAGUGCUGCUUGAGAAACCUUCACAGGGAAAUGAAUGGUCUCACAUAUUUUGGGUUAACAGAAGUCUACCUUUAUGGGGCUUACAGGUCUCAGUGGCAUUGAUCAGUCUAUUUGAAACAAUACUCCUUGGUUAUCUCAGUUAUAAGGGAAAUAUCUGGGAACAGAUUUUAAGAAUCCCAUUCAUCUUGGAAAUAAUCAAUGCGGUCCCCUUCAUUAUCUCAAUAUUCUGGCCUACCUUAAGGAAUCUAUUUGUUCCAGUUUUUCUAAACUGUUGGCUUGCCAAACAUGCCUUGGAAAAUAUGAUUAAUGAUCUUCAUAGAGCCAUUCAACGAACCCAGUCUGCAAUGUUUAAUCAAGUUUUGAUUUUGAUAUCUACAUUACUAUGCCUUAUCUUCACUUGCAUUUGUGGAAUUCAGCAUCUGGAACGAAUUGGCAAGAAACUCAAUCUCUUUGAUUCCCUCUAUUUCUGCAUUGUGACAUUUUCUACUGUGGGCUUUGGGGAUGUCACUCCGGAAACGUGGUCCUCCAAGCUAUUUGUCGUUGCUAUGAUCUGCGUUGCUCUUGUGGUACUCCCCAUACAGUUUGAGCAAUUAGCCUAUUUGUGGAUGGAGAGACAAAAGUCAGGUGGAAACUACAGUCGUCACAGAGCUCAGACUGAGAAGCACGUUGUCCUGUGUGUCAGCUCAUUGAAAAUCGACUUACUUAUGGAUUUUCUAAAUGAAUUCUAUGCACAUCCAAGACUGCAGGAUUAUUAUGUGGUGAUUUUGUGUCCUACGGAGAUGGAUGUGCAAGUUCGGAGGGUGCUACAGAUUCCGAUGUGGUCCCAGAGAGUGAUCUACCUUCAAGGCUCAGCACUUAAAGAUCAGGAUCUCCUGAGAGCAAAGAUGGACAAUGCGGAGGCCUGUUUCAUUCUGAGCAGCCGCUGCGAAGUGGACAGAACAUCGUCUGAUCACCAAACAAUUUUGAGAGCAUGGGCUGUGAAAGAUUUUGCUCCCAAUUGUCCUUUGUAUGUCCAGAUAUUAAAACCUGAAAAUAAGUUCCACAUCAAAUUUGCAGAUCAUGUUGUAUGUGAAGAAGAGUUUAAAUACGCCAUGUUAGCUUUAAACUGUAUAUGCCCAGCAACAUCUACACUUAUUACACUACUGGUUCAUACCUCUAGAGGGCAAGAAGGGCAACAGUCUCCAGAACAGUGGCAGAAGAUGUACGGGAGGUGCUCGGGAAAUGAAGUCUAUCACAUCGUUUUGGAAGAAAGUACAUUUUUUGCUGAAUAUGAAGGGAAGAGUUUUACCUAUGCCUCUUUCCAUGCACACAAAAAGUUUGGUGUCUGCUUGAUUGGUGUUAGGAGGGAGGAUAAUAAAAACAUUUUGCUGAAUCCAGGUCCUCGAUACAUUAUGAAUGCCUCAGACAUAUGUUUUUAUAUUAAUAUUACCAAAGAAGAAAAUUCAGCAUUUAAGAACCAAGACCAGCAGAGAAAAAGCAAUGUGUCAAGGUCAUUUUAUCAUGGGCCUUCCAGAUUACCUGUCCACAGCAUCAUUGCCAGCAUGGGUACUGUGGCUAUAGACUUGCAAGACACAAGCUGUAGGGCAGCAAGUGGCCCUACCCUAGCUCUUCCUUCAGAAGGAAGCAAAGAAUUAAGAAGACCUAGUAUUGCUCCUGUUUUAGAGGUUGCAGAUGCAUCAUCAAUUCAGACAUGUGAUCUUCUAAGUGACCAAUCAGAAGAUGAAACUACACCAGAUGAAGAAACUUCUUCAAAUUUAGAAUAUGCCAAGGGCUACCCUCCUUACUCUCCAUACAUAGGAAGUUCACCUACUUUUUGUCACCUACUUCAAGAAAAAGUACCCUUCUGCUGCUUAAGAUUAGACAAGAGUUGCCAGCAUAACUACUAUGAGGACGCAAAAGCCUAUGGAUUCAAAAAUAAACUAAUUAUAGUUGCAGCUGAAACAGCUGGAAAUGGAUUAUAUAAUUUUAUUGUACCUCUCAGGGCAUAUUAUAGACCAAAGAAAGAAUUAAAUCCCAUAGUUCUGCUAUUGGAUAACCCCCUAGAUGACUUGCUCAGGUGUGGAGUGACGUUUGCUGCCAACAUGGUGGUUGUGGACAAAGAGAGCACCAUGAGUGCAGAGGAAGACUACAUGGCAGACGCCAAAACCAUUGUGAACGUGCAGACCCUUUUCAGGUUGUUUUCCAGUCUCAGUAUUAUCACUGAGCUUACUCACCCAGCAAAUAUGAGAUUCAUGCAGUUCAGAGCCAAGGACUGUUACUCUCUUGCACUUUCAAAACUGGAAAAGAAAGAGCGAGAACGAGGUUCUAACCUGGCCUUUAUGUUUCGACUGCCUUUCGCUGCUGGACGAGUGUUCAGCAUCAGCAUGUUGGACACGCUUCUGUAUCAGUCAUUUGUGAAAGAUUAUAUGAUUUCUAUCACCAGACUUCUGUUGGGACUGGACACCAUACCAGGAUCGGGGUUUCUUUGUUCUAUGAAAAUCACUGAAGAUGACUUGUGGAUCAGAACAUAUGCCAGACUCUAUCAGAAGUUGUGUUCUUCUACAGGAGAUGUUCCCAUUGGGAUCUACAGGACGGAAUCUCAGAAACUAACCACAUCUGAGUCUCGAGAAAUAGCAUCGCAAUCUCAGAUAUCCAUCAGUGUGGAAGAGUGGGAAGACACCAAAGAUGCCAAAGAGCCGGGGCACCACCGUGGCAUUCACCGCAACUCAACCUCCAGCGACCAAUCAGACCACCCCUUGCUGCGGAGGAAGAGCAUGCAGUGGGCCCGAAGGCUGAGCAGAAAAGGCCCAAAGCACUCUGGUAAAACUGCAGAAAAAAUAACCCAGCAGCGGCUGAACCUCUACAGGAGGUCCGAAAGACAGGAGCUUGCUGAACUUGUGAAAAAUAGGAUGAAACACCUGGGCCUUUCUAUGGUGGGCUACGAUGAAAUGAAUGAUCAUCAAAGCACACUGUCCUACAUCCUGAUCAAUCCAUCUCCAGAUACCAGGCUUGAGCUGAAUGAUGUUGUAUACUUGAUUCGACCAGACCCACUGUCCUACCUGCCAAACAGUGAACCCAGUAGGAAAAACAGCAUCUGCAAUGCCACUGUUCAAGACUCUCGGGAGGAAACUCAACUCUGAUGGACAGAAAAUAAGAGACCUUAUUUUCCCUACGGGGACCUUGCUUGAAAUCACUAAAAUGUUGUAGAUGGUCCUAAGAAACGGACUGGAAGGUACUCAAUUUCUCACUUUUCUUCUAUUUAAAAACAAAAUCUAUUCUCUCAGAAGUACAGAUAAUUUUGAAACUUCAUGUGGUAUUUAUUGACAUUUCCCUGGUUAGUAUUUAAAUUUCAUCACUGGGAGAUUCUGAAAAAUGAAUAUAAAAUACAGAAGUUGAAAUCCAAUAUUUAACUGUUCAAGAAUAAUCAGAAGUGUAUGCAUCCUAUUUUAAAACAUUACUAAGACUGUAUGAAAACAAAGAAAUCCACCUAUAUUCAGUGCAUCACAAGGGCACUGAAGCCUGAUUUUAUCCUUAUAAUUAAAUAUAUCAUUAUAUUGCUUAAA